AUGGGUCGCCUCAACCAGGAAGUUCCCGCGUCCUCGUCGCACUCACUCCAUUCCUUGGAUGACGCGCCACCACCCUACACCGACGAUCUCGAGUCCCUCCCCAUUCCGCCCGAUCCGCCUGUCCAGUCUCGCAUUGAACCCCUCCGUCUGAUCGACUCUGCCUACGUUCUUCCCGGUGGAACAGACAUCAGACCAUACGACACCGUCGCUCUCACCCUCGCGCCGAAUCUCUCGACCAACAGCGAUGAGCUCUACAAUGCCAUCCGUAAGCAGAUCAUGCUGCCACUGCGCCCUCUCCUCUACGUGAAAGGCUAUCACACCGAAUCAAGCAACAGUGGGAAAAAAGACAAGAACAGCAGCACUGUGACCGACUUCGAGUUCAGGCUGGAUCUCGCCGAGACCAUGCUGACCGGCUGGGAGGGCGGCGCGCCUAUGCUUGUAAACUGGAUGGAGGUCGAGAUCCUCACAGAUGAAGAUUUGAAGCCGGCCUACCGUGGUGGAAUCCUGCGUUCGCGAACAUACAAGCCCCCCAAGUCGCGCCAGGCAAUCGCCCUUACUGAUGACAGCGAUGCCCUCCUCGGCGAAGACGCCGACGCCGACGGACAGUUGAACAGGCCUCAAAGCGCCCUAAAACUAUGGUGCGAGCGGUUCUGCCAGGACCCGGCGCCCGUGAAAUCAUUCACACUGCACCGUCAACUCGGAGGCUUCGACUCGAACGCAAUGCGCAACGUCCUCUCUUCGCACAUCCGCGAACUAAACUACCGCGGCUCCCUCAGCUUCUCCUUCUCAACCGCCCACCGCUCCGUAACAAUAUACUCCCCACACUGGAUCAACCGACUGCGCACGAACCGCUAUGUCUGGUGGAUCGUAGUCAUCCUCCAGCUCUGGAUAAUCACAUGGCCAAUCAUCUUCUUCAUGGAGAAGCGGUACGAGAUCGCCCAUACAAAGUGGAACGCUUCGCUCAUGCCCGAGACCGAUUCUGCUUUGGUCAAGUGCUACGCUCAGGGUCGCAAUGAGUCUGCUCUGGCUGAGUACUGGGCUCCGGCUGUUAAGCAGGCUGCUUGGACUCGCCGGCGUGGUGAGGGUAGUGUUCUUACGAGGAUGGAUGUCGAGCGUGUGCAGGGAUAUUCUCUGCAGCAGUUGCUUGGUAUGCGUGCUACUGCUUCUGAUUCUGAGCGGGAGCGUAGGGAGCGUGUUAAUAAUGGUGCUGGUGGAUUCGUUGAUAAUGUUGUUGGGUUGGUCCGCGGCGUCAGUGAAGCUGGGCAGGAUUGGAGGAUGUCAAUGGGAUGGGGUGCUAACUGUUAG
Messenger RNA from Penicillium arizonense, 1305 nucleotides. RefSeq lists its product as uncharacterized. The coding region runs from base 1 to 1305 and encodes 434 amino acids. The record is from RefSeq and is a predicted model, not a curated record. The transcript has 2 exons. NCBI's taxonomy places the organism in Eukaryota, Fungi, Ascomycota, Eurotiomycetes, Eurotiales, Aspergillaceae.